Molecule: messenger RNA, 986 nt
Organism: Oldenlandia corymbosa var. corymbosa
Lineage: Eukaryota; Viridiplantae; Streptophyta; Magnoliopsida; Gentianales; Rubiaceae
Source: the annotation of a GenBank genome assembly
UUCUCAAUUUCAGUAUCGCAAAUUUCCAAUUCCCGUUUCCCUCAAUUUUCAAUCCCAUUUUCCAGAAACACCCAGAAUGGCCCCCAAACCAGAGAAGAAGCCCGCCGAGAAGAAGCCGGCAGAAGCCGAGAAAGCCCCUGCGGAGAAGAAGCCAAAGGCCGGGAAGAAGCUCCCCAAGGACGGCGGUGCGGCUGCCGGAGACAAGAAGAAGAAGAGGAUUAAGAAGAGCACUGAGACGUACAAGAUCUACAUCUUCAAGGUUCUGAAGCAGGUCCACCCAGACAUUGGGAUCUCAAGCAAGGCCAUGGGCAUCAUGAACAGCUUCAUCAAUGAUAUCUUUGAGAAGCUGGCCCAGGAGGCUUCCAGGCUGGCGAGGUACAACAAGAAGCCCACCAUCACUUCCCGGGAGAUUCAGACUGCUGUGAGGCUUGUGCUUCCUGGUGAAUUGGCUAAGCAUGCUGUUUCUGAGGGUACCAAGGCCGUUACCAAGUUUACUAGCUCUUAAAGUGUUUUUCCUUUUUACAAAGCAAUGUUAUGUUUGUGAUAAUAGUGCUCUAAUAAUAUUAGGGUUAGAUUAGAAUUAGUGGGUUUGUUUACGCUAAUUUAUGUUCUGGAGAUUACGAGAAGCAGCUUAUUGCUUUGUAGAACUUUUGAUGGGAUAAAUCUUAUUGUUAUUUUCAGUCUAAAUAUUUUGCAAUUUAUGUUCGGUUCUCUGGAGUUAUGUUUUCAUCUGUGCCUGUAAUGGUACAAGGUUAUGCUGUGUUAAUGUUUUAUUUGUUGGUAACAAUCAUUUGUAUCUGUAAUUUUUACCUGUUGUGUUUCAAAGUAAUCCUUGUAAGGCCUGUUUGGUUAGUUUCUGUUUAAUACAGUUGUGGUUUCAGUGAGUUGUAUUGGAUCCUAUGCCAACACAUGGUUUACUUAACUAGACAAGCAUUCGGACUAGACAAUAUGGAGCAUGGUUUUGAUGUUCAAAUGGUGUGUAGGAG